Torulaspora delbrueckii is the source of this 1422-nucleotide messenger RNA. It is a transcript of the gene PSP2, whose product is annotated as Psp2p. Bases 1 to 1422 code for a protein of 473 amino acids. The record is from RefSeq and is a predicted model, not a curated record. The transcript has a single exon. NCBI's taxonomy places the organism in Eukaryota, Fungi, Ascomycota, Saccharomycetes, Saccharomycetales, Saccharomycetaceae.
AUGUCCCUGGAAGAGUUCCUAGGAGAUGAUAGUUUAGGGGAGUCUGUUUGGAAUGAAGAUGAUAUUAAUUUGGAUGCUAUUAGUAAUACGACAAGUCUUGAUUUGUUGAAAAGUAAGAGUCAGAAACAUGACAGCGACUCCCAUCAUCCGUUUGGGUAUCAACAACAUUCAUUUCAUGGCAAUGAUCAUCCUUCCUUUGCCAGUAAAGGUCCUCCGUAUAUUGUUAAAUUUUCUCAAUUACCUCCAAGAUUCUCAGAUGCUGAUAUAAAUGAAUUAUUCCAUGAGAAAUACACCAAAUUCAUUAAAUUCAAGUUGUUUUGGGAAUUGAAUAAGAACCCUUCCAUUGCGACUUUGAAAGAGGGUAGUAUAUUUGAUCAGAAUUUCAAGAGAACGGGAAAGGUUGGUUUUGUAGAGCUUUACUCUGGUCGUGAUAUGGACAAAGUGCUAAAAUACUGGACUACACCACUAGCAACGAUCCACAAUAUCAAACUGGAACCGGCAGAGUUUGAAGACUUUAAAGAAUACAGACUUAAAGGUGAAUUGUUAAAGGAUUCCAAAGAUGAUGCAGGUAGACCAUACAUUGCUCCAAGGCACAAAUCUAAUCCAUUCGGGUCUGCAAAACCAGUUGAUACCCAGUCAAAGAUCUUAGAUAUUGAGGAGAAGGUCGGGAAAUUACAUAUAGAGGACACAAGAAUCCUUAGAAGACUCUCGGGUGGUGAUCCGGGCCCAGUGUUGCAACCAGGUAAGGUGACACUUUUGAAGAAGACUCCAGAAGAACAGGAAAAGAAAAAGCCUUUGAGUUAUCUAGAUGUUGUCAAGAAAUCUGCCGAAGACGGUAAGAAACCGAGUGCAAGUUCAAGCGCCAAUGCAACGCCUUCGCCAAAUAUGAAGCGUGCAAGCUUGGAUGCUGAAGUUGUGGCCAACUCAGCUAUCAAUGUGUUAGCCGAGAACAAUGAUGAAAUAAAGGUUGCGGACGAAAAUGGAAGAGCUUUUCAAUUCAAAAAUUCAGAGAGAGACCACGAUGCUGUAGGAUAUCAAUCCUAUGACCGCCCACCCAGAGGUGGAAGAGGAGGAGGUUAUGGAAGAGGUCAACCUAGUGGUUAUCGUGGAGGCCGUGGAGGAAGAGGAGGAAGAGGAGGGCGUGGAGGGCCCCGUCAUCAAUAUCGCGAUCAGAACGAGAACGAAAACUACCGUAAAUCAAACAGGCAAAACAACUCACCACAGGACUUGAGAAAUAAUCAAGGCCAUAAUAACAGUGCCGGAAACAAUUUUCAGGAAGAGAAACGUUACUCCAUGUUUAAACCUGCAAGCGGUUUCUUGCACGAGUCUGGUAACGAAUCUUCGAAUUAUAAACAUAAUUACAGAGGGAAUUCCAACAAUCACCGCGGUCAUAAUAAUCGUGGCAGGUUUACUCCUGCGUAA